AUGAAUUCUCGAAUCUCGUAACGACAUGUAAACAACAACCGCUAGCUUUGCCCCUGGACAAUGCACUCGCACAAUUGCCAAUGUCAAUUCCACCAUUUUUCUUUCUUUUCACAGUAUGAAGGUAUGUCAGGUAAAAGCUAGGAUCAAGUACAGACAUGUUUUGAAUACUAAGUAACAAGUAGAUCUAUAAAUUGACUUUCGAAAGAGAACAGCAUGACUUCCAAAUCAACAUCUGACGCUGCUGAUGACAAGAGCGACGACGAGAAUGAGAAUGGCACCGGAGGAAGUCAUGGAAGUGGGGGAGUUCUGUUUUACGUCAAUAAAGAUGGUUUUCCCAUGACUCACCAAACAUUUGAAAAAAUGUUUAAUCAUUGUGCAAGGAUUCAUCCAGAUAAAGAAAAGAUGGUGGAAAAGAUUCAAGGCAACAAAAACUUACCGAAGGUUCCUGUUCCGUCAGUCCCUGCUGUGCACCUUUACCAGUCCGUUGGAGCAAGAUUAGAAGCAAUCCAGGACUAUAUGAAAGAACUACAAUACAAUCACACUGGUAUGCAGUUUUAUGAAAUUAAAAAGAACAGGCCAUUAUCUGGUUUAAUGGAUUCUGCUAAAGAAAUGAUUAGGGAGUCGCUACCCAUCAAAUGUUUGGAAGCUGUAAUUCUAGGAAUCUACUUGACAAAUGGAACCCCAGGAUUAGAACGGUUCACAAUAAGUUUUAAGACUCAAUUCCAUGGGAAUGUCCAUAGACAUGUGGUACUUGGUUUGGUUCAUAACUCACGCUAUGGUGCUCUUGGUAUGAGCAGGAGAGAAGAUCUCAUGGAUAAACCGCUUGAAUUCAAGUCACUAUCUGAGCUGAUCUUUAGCUACCAAGAUGCAUAUAAGAAAUAUUGGCAUGUAGUGAAGAAACUGAAGGUUGGAUUACCAAUCGCUCAUGAUCCACAUAGCUUUGAACAGAUACAAUGGCGGCAUCUGUCUCUUAACAUGUGGAAAAUGACCCGCACUGAAGCAAGCAAGGAGAUUGACAAAUAUGCAAAAGAUAUGAGAGCAUGUUACAAAUCAAGUCGCUCAGGGCAGUCCAACUAUCAGUUUGUCCAGGAAACCAACCCUUACAACUCACCUCGUAGGAAUCCUAUUCCUAGUACUCCUAGGGUUAAUAGACCAUCCUCUCCCAUCGUUGUCAGGGUAACACAAGCUGGAGCUGAUGGUAGUGAUGAUGAUGGACCAGUGGUAGAAAAAAGGUUAACAGGUGGUGGAUACGAAAUCAGAAUAUGAUACCGAUAUUAAUCACUAACCCAUUGCCUAAUGGAGCACAAGAUAAAUACUAUAUGUGUGGGAAUUACAGAAAUCAUCUGUCAAUUGGUUGAUUGUCUUUUAUUACAGGCGCCUGCUUCAUGAGGACUUCUUAUUAAUUCAUAGUUUCUAUCACAAUUUUAUGGUCAGCCAGUCAGAUUGAAUGAUGUCAGUAGCUUUUAACUGUUAUUGCAAAUUUGUUACAGUAACAAGUUUUAUGAAAUGAGCUUCUGAUCUAUGUAGAAACAUGAUAUAUAGUAUUUAAGGUAUUUAUCAUCUGUAAAUGAAAACAAAAUAUUUUAUAACUGUCAGUGACUGUAUCGAAAAGUAAUCAUGUGGUUCAAUUGUUGUUUGUAUUAUGAGAGAGCAAGGAGGGAGGGAGGGAGAGAGAAAGAUAAGAUAAAGAAAGAAGAGAGAAAAGAGGAAGAAAGAAGCAAGGUUCUGAAGAUAAUUUUUGUGUGAAAAUGUUGAAACAUUUAAGGGAGAGAGAUGGAGAAGAAACUUAAGAGAAAGCAGUGCAAUUGUCAGAGACAUGGGUAGAAGAGAAACUGAGAGAUGGUAAAAUAGAAGACCAAAUGAGAAAGCAAAAAGACAAAAAAAAAACAUGGAUUAAGACAGGGGGUUGGGCAAGACAUAAAAGCAUGAAGAACAGAAUAAAUGCUUUAAUGUGUUUUUUGCAUUAUGCCAAAAUAAAUCUACAUUUCCAAGGAUUAAAUUGCGAUUAGUUAUGCAUUUAUAUAUCACAUUGAUCCAAAUGUUUGUCUUUCAAUCCCAAUCAAUAGCUGCUUUCAAAAAAUAUAGCUAAUAACCAGUCAUUUUUAUUCAGUUUUAUACUAUAAGUACAGAGCAUCACAGGAAAUAUUAAUGAAGAUUCAAAGACUUUUAUCUUCCUUGUUAAAAUUUGAUACCUAUACAUUUGUUGUAAGUAUUUAUGUUGUAUAUUAUGUAUUUAGUAUUUAUUUGUAUUCUUUGUUAAAUUAGUUAUACAUGUUAAUUACUUGAUAUUUUUUUACAAAAUCUCCAAAUUGGCUCUUUACUACUUUUCAUUGUCUUUCAUAUUGAAUAGUGUAAUGGACUUGUCAUGAGCCAAUUUUGUCUCUGCAAUUUGUUUCCGUCCGAUGUUUACCGUUCCAUCCAUUGUUUGAAUAUUUGAAUGCUGAAUAUUAGUGCAUCGAUUCUCACUUCCUUGCUUUAAUACCAGCUCAGACACUUUACCAGGGGGCCACUUAACUAUAUUGAUGUAACAUGAAGAACUUAAUCAGGAAAACAUUGAUUUAGGUGGUUGAAAUGCAAAAGUGAAUUGUAUGUGAUGUAUUAGUGUGUUGAAAACACAACAUGAACAAUAACAGAAGAAACGUAAGAGAUCUAUGCAAAAAAAUAAGAAUGUGUUGCUGAGUUCAUCAUUUUGCUAAUUGGAUAUUUUUUCAUUCAUAUCAGUUGGAUUUUUGUGCCACCUAGGAUUCUGUGAUAAAGGGCAUUCUAUAUUGGCAUUACAGUUAUGGGGGGAGCAGUUACAAUUUAAAUGAAUUGUGAAUAAAGUAUAAAUUUGACCUAUAAAAUGCAUUUAGGGAGUCAUUUUGAUUUUGAACACCUGUGAUCAUGCAUGUAUACAGCAUUGUGGUUAAGUGGCCCAAGGUUUGAUUUGUUUAAGGAGAAUUUGAGACUCUUUGAUCAUUAUGAAUUGACUUUCUGCCAUUUAGAUGAUGUCUGAAUUUGGAGGUUGAUAAACCCCACUGUAAAUUGUGUUAAUUUGUAUAAAUUACAUAUUGCUCACACAAACAACACAUUUUAUAUUUGUAUACUUGUAGUAUGAAUACUUCCAUUAAUAGUACCGUCCAAAUUCAUUUUUAUAAAAAAGUACCGUCCAAACUUUGUCUCAUCUUGUCAACUUUAGAAUAUGAUAUAAUGCAAGUUAUUUUAUCUUGACUUCUAUGAAUUUUUUUAUUAUUGCAGGAAAUUGGUGGAUGAAAUUUAACAUUUGUUUAACUGAAAUAAAGAUUUAAUAUCUGCCUA
Molecule: messenger RNA, 3297 nt
Organism: Lytechinus variegatus (green sea urchin)
Lineage: Eukaryota; Metazoa; Echinodermata; Echinoidea; Temnopleuroida; Toxopneustidae
Product: tubulinyl-Tyr carboxypeptidase 2-like
Exons: 9
Coding region: 214-1266 (350 amino acids)
Biological process (GO): regulation of angiogenesis
Cellular component (GO): cytoplasm
Source: RefSeq, a predicted model, not a curated record